Messenger RNA from Danio aesculapii, 1960 nucleotides. It is a transcript of the gene ywhaqa, whose product is annotated as tyrosine 3-monooxygenase/tryptophan 5-monooxygenase activation protein, theta polypeptide a. The transcript is spliced from 6 exons. NCBI's taxonomy places the organism in Eukaryota, Metazoa, Chordata, Actinopteri, Cypriniformes, Danionidae. Bases 229 to 966 code for a protein of 245 amino acids. Gene Ontology annotation, biological process: signal transduction. Gene Ontology annotation, cellular component: cytoplasm. The record is from RefSeq and is a predicted model, not a curated record.
UUGAGGUGAAAGCGAAUCUUUUCUCCCUCCAACCCAAAGCGGAUAUAGCUUUCGCGGAGUAGCUGAUUGGUAACGCUCUGCAAGGUGCUCCUGGAUCACUUCACCCUCAGUGCUUCGGCCAGCCCCGCUUCUCCUCUGCUCCCUUUACACACUGUGUUUCUCUCCCUUCCCUCUUUGCCGGACUCGUCAUUUCCCGGAGUUUAAACGACCGCAUCGUGCGAUUAAAUCAUGGAUAAGUUGGAGCUGAUUCAGAAAGCCAAGCUGGCGGAGCAGGCGGAGCGCUACGAUGACAUGGCCGCGUGUAUGAAGCAGGUGACGGAGCAGGGAGACGAGCUCACCAACGAGGAGAGGAACCUGCUCUCCGUCGCCUACAAGAACGUGGUCGGGGCCCGGAGGUCGGCCUGGAGGGUCAUCUCCAGCAUUGAACAGAAAACCGAGGGCAACGACAAGAAGCUUCAGAUGGUGAAGGAGUACAGGGAGAAGGUGGAGGGCGAACUACGCGACAUUUGCAACGAGGUGUUGGUAUUGCUGGGCAAAUAUUUGAUCAUGAACUCGACAAACCCGGAGAGCAAAGUCUUUUAUUUAAAGAUGAAGGGUGACUACUACAGAUAUCUCGCAGAGGUUGCCUCAGGAGAUGACAAGAUGGACCCGAUCUCGAACUCUCAGGGUGCCUACCAGGAUGCUUUUGAGAUCAGUAAGAAAGAGAUGCAGCCCACACACCCCAUCCGUCUGGGACUGGCUCUCAACUUCUCCGUCUUCUACUAUGAGAUCCUCAACUCUCCAGAGCAGGCCUGUUCUCUGGCCAAACAGGCGUUUGAUGAAGCCAUCGCAGAGCUGGAUACACUGAAUGAAGACUCGUACAAAGACAGCACACUUAUCAUGCAACUGCUUCGGGACAACCUCACAUUAUGGACCUCUGACAAUGCUGCAGAUGAGGGUGAAGGAGGAGACGGAGGAGAGAACUAAACGCCCACAGAUUAACUUUUUACACUUCUUCAUUCCUUAUGGUUUCACUCAUGAUUACUCCAGCCAUGUAAGCCCAUGAUCAUUACCAAUGAGCCGUGAGUGUGGGAAUCCAAAUCAGUCCAUUUGCUUUCUCCGUUCUCCACCUCCUGGCUUGUGGUUGUAAUGAAAGUAAAAAAUAUUAAGUUAAAGUAACAUCUCCAUUCCUCGGUUUUGUGUUUUUUUUGUCCUUUUUUGGCCUCCUUUAUGUGCAGUGUCUGCUGUAGGAGACUAUUAGCCUCACAUAAAAAUCAAUUGUCUUUAAUUGUGAGAAAGCGACUAGUGUGUAUAUUCUGGUCAAAUGAAGCAUUGGAAGUGUUGGUCACAAAAAUCAAAGUGGUUUUGCCUCAAGCAUGGCUAAUUCUUGUCCUGCUUGAUCACAUUUCAUUAUACUUCUCUCUAGGAAGAUCAACAUGCACUUGAAUGAGAUAAAGUUCUUGUUGACUUUCUUAGUGUUGGCUUACAAUGGGCCUGUGCUUUAGUAUUGAUAGCAGGAAGGCUGUUUUCUGAUGUACCAAGUCAGCUAGUCAAGUAUGCACUUUUCAUAUACCGUCUGAAUUGCAUCUCCUUUCAUCUCGAAGGUCACUAAACACUCUGCCUGGUUAUGGUUUUCACUUUAAUGUGAUUUGGCUUGUGAUGAGUGAACAAGAAAAAUAUAUAAAUAUAUGAAACAAAAAAAAAACUCAUGCAUGCCCAUUUUUCAAUAUACACUGGAAUGGGAACAAAUACUGCAUACAUGUUCCACAGUUUGGUUAAGUACUUUUUUCAUUGCAGGUUUAUGCACAUGUUGAGAAAAUGUUUGAUUGUCAAGUGAUGUCGAUAGUUAUUUGGACCACUGUUGUGUUUUUGCUAAUCAUUGACUGUAGUCCUCCCUCGCCCCCCAAAAAGCCUUGUGAAAAUGUACAAGCCCUGCAUAACAGCAAUGUAACCUGAAUUAAAAUGACCAUUUUAUAAAUCA